CUGUAGGACUGCAAGAAAAAUUUGUUCGGCUUUUCGAGAACUGGUUUCGCACUUUUUCUAUCGUCUCGUGCUUGGAACGUCGAAGGCACAGAAGGUGGUCGAAUGGCUCGUUGUUCCUUGGUUUCUCAUGGUGGGGGCGAUGACAAGAGGAGGAAUAAGGAGAAGCAGAAGCAGAAGCAGGCGAAGCAAACACGGUGAUCCUUUGCGGCCAAGACCACUGUCGCGCUCCGGUCGCUCUUCGUUCCGGUUGGAAUUUAUCAGUAGGAUUGUCGCGAUCCUUGCUUUCGCCAUGGCAGUGCUCCGGGCAACGAGCGGCAGUGCCUUGCUCGGUUUCCCGAGACGGAAUGCCUCGCGGUUUUCUUCUUCGGCGACGGCCUUUGUUGGCGCAGGCCCUCAUUCCGGAAGACCGGACCGAAGCAGACGACGGGAUCCUCUAUGGAGAUCUGGCAAUGAUGAGGGAAUGGUUCCGCCGCAUCUUUUUCGCGUUGAUCGAUCAUUUCGCUCUCCGUCGGCGCCAUUUCGUUUCUCCGCUCUCCCGACCCCGCUGUGGACGGCCCUCGGUUCCGCGGGGGAUGACGAAGAGAACACCAACAGCGGAGGCGGAGGAGAGGGUGCGGUCGAGAGGCUCUCCUUCCUCCGCAAGGAGCUGGUCCGCCUUGCAGGUGGCCGGACCGAUUUCAACGCCAACAGCCCGGCGCAGCGAUCGGUGGCCAUUUUCGGGGAGGUCCGGUCCUGCACCAAGCGGAUCCUCGGGGAGAUUGCGAACGCCGGCGGAACAGAGGAAAGCGAGUACGGGGGCCUGUCCAGCGAGAAGCGGCUCCUGGCCGGCUACAUCCUCGAGUUUCAGGAACUAUCGAAACAACAAGAGCAAUUACAGCAGCAGCAGGAGCAACAGCAGCACCAACAGCACCAACAACAGCAGGAACAACAGCAGCAACAUCAACAAGAAACAAAAUCCCGGAAUGCAUCCAUAUCUGGUCCGGAGGGAGGGCGAAAAGACGGGGGCGGGCGUGGGCAGCCACCGCGGAAGCGUCCCCCGACGCACGAAGAAAUCGUCGAGGAGCUCUUUUCCGGGCCCUCCUCGAGGCUCGAUCCCUACUGGAGAGAGCCUCUCCUAGAGCUCUCACGGCCGUUGGCCAGGGACCUGGCUCGGCAGCUCGAUCCAGAAUCGUGCCCGAUGGGAUACGAUCCAGACGCCACCCCCAGCACAAGCGCUAACACAAGGCCCUCCGCCAAGGGAGUCCCAAAGCGCGGAAAGAGGGUGGGCUUUCUGGGCUACUGCCGGGACCAAAAGGAACUGUACCCGCAGCACGUAAUCCUGGUCCGAUGCGGAGAUUUCUACGAGACCUUUGGGAUCGAUGCCAUGCUGCUGGUUGAGCACGUGGGUCUCAACCCAAUGGGGGGSAAGGCGCGGUCCGGAUGYCCGAAGCAAAAUAUCGGCCAGACGCUCCAGGGCCUCACCGAUCGUGGYUUUUCGGUAGCGGUCUACGAAGAGAUCGACGAGGCGGUUGGUGGAAGGGCCACAACAUCCACGACCAAGAAGCUCAAGCAGCGGUCCCUGGCGCAGAUCGUCUCCCCCGCGUCCCCGACCUACCUGUACGACAACUGGCUGCUGGGGUCUGACGGAGCCGAAAGCCCGCAGCGCUCGCUCGAUGGCCUUCCCCCGCCCCGACCCUGYGUCGGGAUUGUAAACACGGCAGCAGGCUACGCCUACGUCGAGAUCUCRMUGGAGGAGCGAUCGGUCCAAUAUUCCGAGCGGCUGACCAGCGAGGCGGUGGCCUGUCGGCUGGCGGCCUAUCCCCCCUCCGAUCCCCUGCUMUACGUACCGUCGCCGUCCGAGAAKGGCCGCUCCAGAGCUCCCGACUUUCUAGCGGGGACCGGCGGAAGCGCCAAUCGGGGCCGRAUCAGAACCAGGGUUUUGGAUCCAAARCUGGUUCCKGUUCCAUCGCCAGGUACCUCCGAURCGGAUCGAUACGUCCGCGCUGUUGUCGACGAGGUGCUGCGGACGAACGAGUCGCGGGUGUCUGCGAGCRCCGACGGCCCGGAAGACAWAGAUGUGGMACUACUCGAUAGAGGCCCUGCGGGCAGCUUUGCCGUCACGACGGGAUCGACGGCAACCAACCCCCUGUACGUGGAGACUGCGACGCAGCUCGGCCUGAUGGACGACGGCACAAUCCCGCCGUUGAUYGGGUGCGUUCUGGACGACGCGGCUCCGGCUGCCUCCCGCCGGUUCCUCAAGCGGUACCUGCUGAUACCGCCCCCCCCAGCCGUGGCCCGGUCCAUGGCUUCCGUGGUCGGGGCCCUGACGAACGAGGAAAAACCGGUCUCGCUCCCACCCCUUGCGGUUCCCAACCUAGGAAAGGCCCUCGUGUUGAUCCGUGCCGGYCAGGCGGGGGCUGGUGUGUACGGGGAGCUUCUCCAGAGCCUAGACACCACCAGGUACGUCCUGGACAUGUACAACGACGACGAGACCGACAACUUCGUCGAGGCGCUAUUGCACAUGUGCCAGCACGAGAGUGGCAUUCYGGCGGAACGAAGUUCCCUAUUGGAACGAUGCAACGAAGCCAUUGGUGCCAUCGAAGCUGUCGUCAGCCCGUCCUUUCACGCGGGGGAAGUUCUUUCGGCCGCAGAAGCAAGAGACACUGUCAGCAAGGACGAGUUCGUUCCAGURGAAUUCUUCGAGCGGAACGAGCGAACCUGGCGGGGCCGRGUCAAACAGAGCGUCGCGGCAGAUGCCUACGAUCGGGUCCGUAUUGCCGCGCUCCAGCUCUCCGAGGCGGUGAGGGAAGACUUUAUCGGAGGCAAYGAGAGCAACAAGGGGCUGAUCAAGUACAACUACUUCGACAACCUGGUUUCGUUGCAGAAGAAGCCCACCGACGGAUCGGAGGAGUAUAGGACCUACGUCCGUCCGUACGACCGGUUCGGCAAGGUUCUCUCGAACCGGUGGACGACCGAAAGGGUGAAAGAGGCCGUCUCUCGCUACGUAUCGGAAUGCGACAAUGCUGCCAAUGAGGUGGCAUCCAUUCUUUCUGGCCUCGCCAAAACCCUCCAGGACGACGGACACAUACCCGCCAUUGUUCAGUCCUCUCAUCUGAAUCUAGUUCUUUCCACCGCCUUUCACCACGCCAUCAAAGCUACCAAUUCGGGUUGGCAGCUCGCGACUACCAUCGAAGAUMCUUCGUCUUCCGAGGCGCAAUUYGUCGACGUCUUUCCGUAUUGGAUGCACGAGUCCAGGGCGGUCAAAAACACCUUCGACUUGUCMWCCAUGAUCCUUCUCACGGCCCCCAACAUGUCGGGAAAAUCCACGCUUAUGAGGUCCACUGCCGCCGCCGCGUUGCUGACGGUGUGCGGCCUCUGUGCCCCYCUUUCCUCCGGUUCRAGAAUCUCCCGAUUCGAUACACUCUUCCUGCGAGGGGCCUCUUCCGACGUCCCAACGGAAGACAAGAGUGCAUUUGGUGCCGAGAUGGGAGAUCUAGCCGCUCUCUUUCGGUGUUCCGGCCCCAAGUCCUUUGUCUUUGUGGACGAGCUCGGCCGGGGGACGUCCCCGAGAGACGGCACGAGACUAGCUGGGGCGGUGCUCGAGAGCAUGGCCGACCGUGGAAUGAGCGGGAUCUUUGCCACCCACCUGCACGGCGUCCUGGAUCUCCCGCUGAAGAGGGACAGGAUCCUCACGAAACGAAUCAAAAUCGAUCGCGAUGAGCGAACCGGCACCGUCGAGUGGACCCACGAGCUGGAGGACGGCUUUUGCACGGAUUCCAUGGCCCUAGUUACGGCGGAGCGCUUUGGUCUGCCCGAAGACAUCCUCCGGAGGGCAAGGGAGCUYACCGAAUCCGUCCCGGGAAUGAUCCAGGGCCAGGACAAUUGCGGAGCGCAAAGCACGGAAAACGACAGGGACCCACGAGCGGUCCUUUCGCCAAGCGACGACCAAGUGGCUGGCCAUGCGAGUCCGGAAGCCGUCACAACCGACAACCAAUGGAAGGAAUUCAAAAAUCWAUGCCAUCAAGAAUUUCGGGACGUUGUUGGCUUGGCUUCCGAGUUGCUGGUAGAGGCGAAUGUCACAUCCGUCGAGGUUCCUCCCCGGCACCAUCCUCCACCAUCCCUUUCUAACCGAUCGUGUUUGUACAUUCUCCAGCUGGUGCCGAAAUCGCGUUCUUCGAUUACCGGUGUAAGGUACUACGUCGGAGAGACCGAUUCGAUAUCGAAGCGGUUGUCGCAACAUAGAAAGAAGGGUGGUGCUUGGGGCUGUUCCGGGGCUUUCGUCUUCCCGCUUGGGAACAAGAGCCAGGCACGGUACUACGAGAGCGCCCUCAUCGGAGAGCUGGCCCGGGCCGGAUAUUCCCUAGAGAGCAUAGUAGACGGCAGAACCCUACGGCACAUGCGAGACUAGCGCGGGCCGCCGCCGCUGCUGCUGCUGCUUCGACUCUCCCAGYCUAGUCUGGGUGGAMACAAACGCUCUGUCAUUGAGAUUAGCAUAUUCUUCGAAUGAUUUUUCCUCCAUUCCUUASCAAUAUUACGUGGAAUUAUCGCUCAAAUCCAUAAAAAAAUUGACAAAAAAGCUGCURUUCUACUAGCAGAAACCAAGAGAUAGUAAUGCGUACUACCAUUUGUACCUGGUGUCUUUGAACUGUUGUUGAACGAAUGAAAGAACUGGGCUUUUGCAUCGUGCGGUAGGUCGUAAACAUGUGCACUCAUAAUUCUAGCAUGAGCCAGCUGGCRAGAUGGUUAAACAAAAUCCUGAGCAAAAUUGCUUUACAGUACAGCAGUUGCACCAUUCUUGCCUCAASUUGCAGUUUUCGUAAAYACCAACUCUAUAUUUCACAAACAGACCACUGGAACACAAGUUCUAACUCUCCACUUCUUGAAAGCACAAAAUGAAUACAAUUGCUUUGCCACGUUGGACAAGCAGACCAAGUUGAAAUCAACAUAUUUUCUAUAG
Molecule: messenger RNA, 4936 nt
Organism: Pseudo-nitzschia multistriata
Lineage: Eukaryota; Bacillariophyta; Bacillariophyceae; Bacillariales; Bacillariaceae
Source: the annotation of a GenBank genome assembly